AUGUGGUUCGAGCUCGAGUCCCGAGGCGCAUUUUUAUUUCUGAUCCUGUUCGCAAGGCAAGCGAGUGCCCUGAAAUACCUUUUCGUGCCUGAGGAUGAUGAUUUCUUUGCUGACUGCCCAAAAUCAUCGAGUAAUGUUCUAAAUGUUCACGGAAUGGCUGACAUGUCGAAGCUAACCUUAGCGCGUAAUAACGGAAAAAUAUCUAUUUCGGGUAAUUCUACCAUGAUCUGGAAUAUUAAGCCGGGCGAUCGCAUUGAGAUGGUUGGUAAAUUGUAUCAGUUUGUCCGUGGCAAAUGGCUGCAAACGCCCUUCAGUAUGACAGUGCCCGACAGCUGUCCACUUCUCUAUGAUAAGCCGCAGUACUGGUAUAAGUAUUGGACACGACAUAUAAUCAAUGCAGAAGACAUAAAGGACAAAUGUUUCUACCCCGGAACGAAAUUGAUUCAUGAGCCCUUCGACGUAAACGUGGUAAUGCAGUUUACUGGAUUGCCUCUAAGUGGACGAUACAAAAUUGUCACAACAUUUAAGGCAUUUGACCAAAAAAAUGUGCAGCGCGACACUAGCAUAUGUAUAGAAGUAUUUGGAGAAUUCGAAAGGAUAAACUGA
Molecule: messenger RNA, 606 nt
Organism: Drosophila hydei
Lineage: Eukaryota; Metazoa; Arthropoda; Insecta; Diptera; Drosophilidae
Exons: 3
Coding region: 1-606 (201 amino acids)
Source: RefSeq, a predicted model, not a curated record